ACGAAUGUUUAUCAGUUCUCUAUGUUGAUUUAGUGUUUCUUAGUUCUAUUUAGUUUUACUCGUGAUUUUAUACCGUGCGUUUAGUUUGUUUGAAGUGUUAUUCGUUUCUUACAGAUUAGGCCAUCAUGCUGAAGGCUGUAAUUUUAAUUGGUGGACCUGAAAAAGGAACCCGCUUUCGUCCCCUCUCGCUCGAUACACCGAAGCCACUUUUCCCGGUGGCAGGCAAACCGAUCAUACAACACCAUGUCGAGUCGUGCGUUCGAAUCAAAGAGCUGAAAGAGAUUCUGAUCCUGGGUUUCUAUCCGGCGACACAAAUGCAGCAAUUCGUGAGCAACAUGCAGAACUUGUAUGACGUAAACAUACGCUACCUGCAGGAGUUCACGGCACUCGGAACGGCCGGUGGAAUGUACCACUUCCGGGACCAGAUUCGCUCCGGCAAUCCGACGGCGUUCUUCGUGCUGAACGGUGACGUGUGUGCCGAUUUUCCCCUGCAAGAGCUGUACGAUUUUCAUCGUAGCAAAAACGACAAGGCACUGGUGUCGAUAAUGGGAACCGAGGCAACACGCCAGCAGGCCGUACACUACGGAUGCCUGGUGCUCGGAAAGGACGAAGAAGUUACGCACUACGUGGAGAAACCCCGGGCGUACCUUUCGACUCUCAUCAACUGCGGAGUGUACGUUUGCUCGAUGGAUAUCUUCGGUAAGAUGGGCGCCGUGUUUCACUCGAAGCAGCACGACUACAGCCUGCUGAACAACGGGAACGGCAAGGACAGUGGGCACAUACAGUGGGAACAGGACAUUCUGACCCCCCUCGCCGGUACGGGGAAACUAUACGCUCUGCCAGUCUGUAACUGGUGGUCGCAGAUUAAAACGGCCGGAUCGGCCAUCUACGCCAACCGACACUAUUUGGCACUGUACAAGAAGGCACAUCCGGAGCGGUUGGCCAAUCCUGGGCUCAAGGAAUCGGAAAUAGAGAACGGAAGUCUUAUCUGUAAUAUACUGCCGGAUGUACACAUUCAUCCGACGGCGUCUGUACAUCCGACAGCGACGCUUGGUCCUAAUGUAUCGAUUGGUCCCGGUGUUGUGAUCGGUCCUGGUGUUCGUAUUCGUGAGUCGAUCAUUUUGGAGAAUGCCGUCAUCAAGGACCAUUCCUUAGUGUUGCACAGUAUCGUUGGACGUGGUUCUCAGAUUGGAAUGUGGUCCCGAGUGGAGGGAACACCGAGCGAUCCGGACCCAAACAAACCGUUCGCCAAAAUGGAAAAUCCGCCGCUGUUCAACAGCGACGGUCGGCUUAAUCCUUCCAUCACGAUUCUUGGCUACGCGGUCAGUGUGCCGUCGGAGAUGAUCGUCCUCAACUCGAUCGUGCUGCCGCAUAAGGAGCUGAGUCGCAGUUUCAAAAAUGAGAUCAUCCUUUAACCUUCCCGUCUGCAUCUUCUUGCCAAGGUUUUACCUUUACCAAUAACUAUAGGACAAUUGAUGAAGGGUCGCGAGGACUUACGCGCGGCUGGGAAUAAUGAAAGCGAAUCAAUGGCAGGAAUUUCUCGCCAUUUCAAUAAACACACGAGGUUAUAAAAUAAUUGUGACAACAAAUAAAGCCAUACGUAAACAGUAAAGUUUAACAAAUUGACUGAUUGGCGAAUUGACAGGCACUGAAAGAACAGACAAAUAUCAUAACACGGACGUGUGAAGUUUUACAUACUAUUUUUUGGUAUGCGAAUAUGAC
Molecule: messenger RNA, 1722 nt
Organism: Anopheles coustani
Lineage: Eukaryota; Metazoa; Arthropoda; Insecta; Diptera; Culicidae
Gene: Gmppa
Product: mannose-1-phosphate guanyltransferase alpha
Exons: 4
Coding region: 126-1415 (429 amino acids)
Biological process (GO): biosynthetic process
Cellular component (GO): cytoplasm
Source: RefSeq, a predicted model, not a curated record